This is a messenger RNA of Brassica oleracea var. oleracea, 829 nucleotides long. RefSeq names its product adenylate kinase isoenzyme 6 homolog. Bases 141 to 689 code for a protein of 182 amino acids. Gene Ontology annotation, molecular function: ATP binding; ATP hydrolysis activity; AMP kinase activity. The record is from RefSeq and is a predicted model, not a curated record. NCBI's taxonomy places the organism in Eukaryota, Viridiplantae, Streptophyta, Magnoliopsida, Brassicales, Brassicaceae. Gene Ontology annotation, cellular component: nucleus; cytoplasm. The transcript has 2 exons.
AGAAGAAACGGUGCUUGGUGGACCCGUGUCAUUAGACGCGCCUAUCUCAGAAACCAGGAGUCCUCUUCUCUCUUUCUCUCCCUAAUCUUCAACUUCGUAUCUUAAGCCCAGCGAAUCUGAAUUUUUCUUCAAGACUAACAAUGGCGGGAGCUAACAGUGGAACAAGGCGACAAAAGCCGAACAUACUGAUCACGGGAACUCCCGGUACCGGCAAAUCGACGACGGCUUCUGCUCUAGCCGAAGCCAGAAACUUCAAGCAUAUCUGCGUCGGAGAUCUCGUCAAAGAGAAGAACUUGCACGACGGCUGGGACGAUCAGUUCGAGUGUCACGUCAUCAACAAGGACUUGGUGUGUGAUGAGCUUGAAGAUAUAAUGGAAGGAGGAGGUAACAUUGUGGACUACCAUGGCUGCGACUUCUUCCCCGAGCGGUGGUUUGAUCGUGUUGUGGUGCUUCAAACUGAGAACUCCGUCUUGUAUGACCGUUUAACCAGGAGGGGUUAUUCGGGUACCAAGCUAAGUAACAACAUUGAAUGCGAGAUCUUCCAAGUCAUGCUUGGAGAAGCAAGUGAUAGGUACAAGGAGGAGAUUGUCACCGCGAUGCAGAGUGACACCAUCGAAGAUAUCUCUGACAAUGUGGCGAGUUUGACGGAAUGGAUUGAAUCAUGGAGUCCCUGGGUAAUCAUCAUAUGACGAUGCAUGUUUAAUGGCUAUGAAGUUUGGUUUUUGGUAGUUUCUUUUUUUUUUAUGAAUUCUGCAUUGAUCUUUGUUAGUUUGACCAUUUAUAAGCACAAAUCAGCUCUUGCCAUACCAGCUUAUGUAUGUUCCUUUUG